This is a messenger RNA of Prunus armeniaca (apricot), 477 nucleotides long. NCBI's taxonomy places the organism in Eukaryota, Viridiplantae, Streptophyta, Magnoliopsida, Rosales, Rosaceae. The record is from the annotation of a GenBank genome assembly.
AUGGGAGGUAAAUGUAGAGAAGGAUGCAAGAAAAAAGUUGUGGCCUCAAAAGCAGUUGAGUCUAACAAGUACAUAAUUUCUUGGUUCCCUGAGAAACAUAACCAUAUGAUGUCAACCCAGGAUAAAGUGCAUUUGUUGAGAAGGAACCAUAUAGUUACGAAGUCUAAGAAGGUAUGUAACCGAGACCUAGGUGCAGCCAAUAUAGCUACCAAUCAACAAAUGAGUCUUCUUGAGGUACAAGUAAGAGGAAUGGAAAACAUUGUGUGCACCAAUAAAGAUUUGUAUAAUUGGGAGAGAGAACUUCAUGCGAAGCUUAUCGGGCAUGAUGCAGAGCUUUUAAAAGAACAUUUUUUGGCUAAGAGAAAAAAGAAUGAUGGCUUUUACUUCAAGAUGAUGCCAGAUUCAUAUGUAAGAACUAAUUUUUUUUGUGGCAAGAUGCAACCUCAAGGAGUUCAUAUGGAUAUUACGAAGAUGUAG